Molecule: messenger RNA, 871 nt
Organism: Corylus avellana
Lineage: Eukaryota; Viridiplantae; Streptophyta; Magnoliopsida; Fagales; Betulaceae
Product: secondary thiamine-phosphate synthase enzyme
Source: RefSeq, a predicted model, not a curated record
CUGACACGCACAAUAAUGUGCGGCAGAGGUGGAGCAAAUGUAUCGCUCUGGCUCCUUAUAAGCCUGAUGGUCGCACACCACAUCUGGAACUUUGUUGGGCUUAGUUGGAAUUGGGCGGGCUUAGAACCCAUGCAAACCUCCUCAGUAUUCUUAGCUGCGAAGCCUGCCUCGGCUCCGAUUCGCGUGAGGUCGCUGUACACAAGUCGGACACCCAGCACCGCUAACGAUCCGAAUUCCAUGGCAGCGGCUGCUCCUAAGUGGGCUCAGAAGACCAUAACUCUGCCUCCCCAGAGGAGGGGCUGCCAUCUCAUCACCCCUAAGAUAGUGAAGGAAAUUGGGCAAGAUCUGUCAGAGUUCAGGUGUGGCCUUGCCCAUCUCUUCUUGCAGCACACUAGUGCUUCUCUUACUAUCAAUGAGAAUUAUGACUCUGAUGUUCGGGAUGAUACCGAGACAUUCCUCAACAGGAUAGUUCCAGAGGGAAGAUCUGCGCCUUGGAAGCAUACAAUUGAAGGCCCGGAUGACAUGCCAGCACAUAUCAAAUCGUCGAUGUUUGGCUGCACGCUGACGGUUCCAAUUACAAAUGGACAGCUUAACAUGGGAACCUGGCAGGGGAUAUGGCUGUGUGAGCACCGCGACGACGCCACUCCGCGCAAAGUUGUGGUUACCCUCAAUGGAAUAUAAGAGGCUCUAAGCUCCAGAGAUUUCUGUUUCAUUUAGUUUUAUGUUUACGUAAACAACAAUUAAGUAAAGUUGUGGUUACCCUCAAUGGAAUAUAAGGCUCUAAACUCCAGAGAUUUCUGUUUCAUUUAGUUUUAUGUGUACGUAAACAACAAUGUACUUAAUUGUGUAAUCAUGACCACAUGUUUGUCUA